Messenger RNA from Melospiza melodia melodia, 4362 nucleotides. It is a transcript of the gene TNS2, whose product is annotated as tensin 2. The record is from RefSeq and is a predicted model, not a curated record. Gene Ontology annotation, molecular function: protein tyrosine phosphatase activity; protein binding. Lineage: Eukaryota; Metazoa; Chordata; Aves; Passeriformes; Passerellidae. Gene Ontology annotation, biological process: peptidyl-tyrosine dephosphorylation. Gene Ontology annotation, cellular component: focal adhesion.
AUGGGGGACAGAAGGAGGGACACGGGUGACGCCGAGGGGACACGGGGGUGGCACCUGGGGACGCGUGAGGGGUCAGAGGAGGACGGGGAUUAUGCAGGGGGCGACACGGGGGGACACGGAGGCGACACGAUGGGAACUGGCCGAGGCCGUCCCCAGCCGCCCCCCACGCGUUCCGCGAGCGGAGCCUGGCGCCGGGGGGCGCCCUGCGGGGGCUGCGGGACCCCCCUGGGACCCCACGGGCUCGUGUGCAGAGUUUGCAAAAUCGCCGCCCACAAGAGAUGUGAGAGCAAGGUGACGUCACCGUGCCAACCUCUGCCCCCGCCUGAGCUGAGGCGGAACACGGCCCCGGUGCGGGCGCAGCGAGCGCGUGGUGAGACCCCCGAGACCCCCGGAACCCCAAAACCUCCGAAACCCCAAAAUCCCCGGAAACCCGAGACCCCGGAACCCCCAAACCCCGGAACCCCCAAACCCCCGGAACCCCAAAGUCCCCCCGACCCUCCCGUGAUUCCCUCGACCCCUCUCUAUUUUGGGGACCCCCUCCUUUGCCCCCCCUUCCUCACCCCCGUGUUUGGGGACGGCCUUUGGCUCCCCCCGUGCUUUGGGACCCCCCCUGACCCCCUUUUGCCCCCCCCCCCCCCUCGUUUUUGGGGCUCCCCCGGGACCCUCCAGGGCUCCUCGCUCGACAGCGCCCCCCAGCGGAGCACCCUGCCCAGGCCGCGCCCCCCCCCCCCGCUGGACCUGGCGUUCGUCACCGAGCGGAUCCUGAGCGUGGCGCUGCCGGGGGGCGAGGGGGGGCCCGGGGGGCACCUGCGGCACCUGGCGCGGCUGCUGGGGGCGCGGCACGGCCCCAACUACACCGUGAGUUCUGGAUUUCGGUGGCCGGAGCUGCGCCCCCCCCUGGAGCUGCUCUGCUCCGUCUGCAAAGCGCUCGAGGGGUGUCUGGGGGGGCACCCCCGCAACGUGGCCGUGCUGCUCUGCAAGGUGGGGCCGGGGCGGGGGCUGGGGAACGGGGAGGGGCACGGGGGGGGCACUGGGGGCAGCAAGGCCCCGGUCGGGGUGGUCGUGGGGGCGUUUCUGCACUACAGCGACGUGUGGGGCAGCCCCGAGCAGGCGCUGAACGCGCUGAGCAUGAGGAGAUUCUGCGAGGAGAAACUGGGGGGGGUCCUGCAGCCCUCCCAGCGCAGGUGGGGGUCUGGGGUACACGGAGGAUUUUGGGCGCUGCUCUCGGGGCGGCUCCGCCUGAACAGCUCCCCCCAGUUCCUGCACCACGUCCUGCUGCCCCCCCUGCCCGCCUACGACCCCCCCGACGGUUGCCGCCCCUUCCUCAAGAUCUACCAAUCGCUGCAGCUCGUCUACACCUCGGGGGUCUACCCCCCCGCCUCGCAGUCUCUCUGUGUCACCCUGGAACCGGCGCUGCUGCUCAAGGGCGAUGUGAUGGUGCGCUGUUACCACCGGGGCGGGGGGGGGCGCGAGGCGGUUUUUGGGGUUCAGUUCCACACGGGGACCCUGCGCGGGCCCCGCCUGAGGCUGCGCCGGGACGAGCUGGACCUGGCCUGGCAAGGUGGGGGCACGGGGGGGCACGGGCCGGGAGAGCCGGGGGGCUGCGGGGGCGCGGGAGGACGGGGGGGAGCCCUCCCACACCUGGGGUCCCCUGGAUGGCAGCCCCUACGCCCGCGUGCAGAAGAAGGGGGGUCCCUCCUCCCACGGGGGGGAAUCAGAGUCCCCAGCCCCCCCCCGGAGCCCCCCACGGCCGCCCCCCCGCCCCCCACGGCCGCCGAGCGCCGGGAGCUGGAGCAGCUGCUGGGGGGGUUCGGGGUUCGGGGGGGCCGCGAGAGCCCCGGCCCGGGGGAGGAGCCCCCCGACACCCCCGAAGCGCUUGGGACCACCCGCAGCCCAUGGGAGCCCCGAGGCACUCGGGAGCCCAGCGCCCUACGGGAAUCCAACACCCUACAGGACCCCCAUAUCCCACGGGACCCCCCUCCCACGGCUUCCCCACAUCCUGUGCAGCCCCCAAACCCCAGGGGUCCCCCACACCCUAUGACCCUCAAAGCCCUGCGGGACCCUGACACCCCAUGGCCCCCCAGCACCCCAGGGGUCCCCAGCUUCCUACGGGAGCCGGCGCCCCAUGGCCCCCCAGCAUCCCCCGGGACCCCAAUAUCGCACGGGGUCCCUGUGCCAUAUGGCACCCACAGGACCCCAAUAUGCCGGGGGUCCCCGACAUUCCACGGGACCCCACUUUCCCAGGACACCCUGGUGCCCAACAGCACCUUGGGAUCCCAGGGGACCUUCACAUUCCAGGGCUCGCUGCUGCCCUACAGCCCCCCAGCGUCCCACGGCACCCCAACAUCCCUGGAGACCCCGACUCCGUACGGCACCCCAACAUCCCAGGGGUCCCCAUCACCCUAUGGGACGCCAAAAUCCUACGGGACCCCCCCAUCUCACGGAUCCCCAACGCCCCAGGGCCCCCACACUCCCCAGAGCCCCCCCCCAGCCCAGAAGUCCCCGGUGUCCUACAGCCCCCCAGUCCCCCACGGGACCCCGCUGAUCCACGAGACCCUGACACCCUAUGGGACCCCGACAUCGCAGGAGAGCCCAGCCCCCCACAGCUCCCCGACAUCCUACAGCCCCCCAAAACCCCACGGCACCCCGGCAUCCCCCGGGCUCCCCAUGUCCCACAUCACCCCGAUAUCCGAGGGACUCCCAGCCCCCCCCAUGCCCCACGGCCCCCCCCCCCCCGCACCCCACGGCAUCGCAGCGCCCCAGAGCCCCCCCUGUGCCGCUCACAGCCUCCCGGUGUCCCCCACCCCGCCGAGCCCUUGGGCCCCCCCGUGCCCCCCCCUGUGCCGCCGGGCCAGCCUGGCCCCCUCCCGGGACGCCCCCAAACGGGGGGUGCAGCGCUCGCUGUCCGAGGGGUUCCCCCCGUGGGGGAGCUACGGGCGCCCCGUGGCGGGGGGGUACCUGCUUUUGGGGGGGCUCCCGCCCCUCUGCCCCUGCCAGGACUGCCAGGGCUGGGGGGGCAUCUCCCCGCUGCCCACCCGCCCCAUUUACGGCGGCCAUGGCUGGGGGGACCCCCCCGCGCCGCCUCCGGAGCCCCCGAAUUGCCCCCACUGCGGCCGCCCGGGCUGGGAGCGGAGCGGGAGCCCCCCCCGGAAAAGGGGGCUACGACCCCCCCGCCGUGGGGGAGCCCCAGGAGCCGACAGAGGGUUUUUGGGGCGGCACCCCCGGUUCCCCCCCGCCGCCGCAGCCGCCCCUGCCCGAGAAGCGGCACCCGCCGGCCCCGGGGGGCCCCGCGACCCCUCCUCACCCCAGCGCAGCCCGGGGGGCGCCCAGGGGAGCGCCCUCGGCGGGGGAGGGGCCGGGCGGGACCCCCCCGGGGGCACCUUCGUGCAGGACACGAGCAAGUUCUGGUACAAACCGGGGCUGUCCCGGGAGGAAGCCGUGGCGCUGCUCAAGGCGGCCCCUCCCGGCUCGUUCCUCGUCCGCCGCAGCAGCAGCUUCCCGGGGGCCUUCGGGCUGGCGCUCAGGGUGGGGGUCCCGCCGCCCCGCGCCGCCUCCAGAGCGGGGGACCCCCAGGAGCAGCUGGUGCGGCACUUCCUGAUCGAGACGGGCCCGAGGGGCGUCAAAAUCCGGGGGUGCCCCGAGGAGCCCUACUUUGGGAGCCUCCCAGCGCUGGUGCUGCAGCAUUCCAUCACCCCCAUCUCACUGCCCUGCACCCUCCGCAUCCCCCACGCAGAGCUGCAGGAGGAGCCCCCGGAGCCGCCGGGACCCCCCAAUGUCAGCACGGCGGAGCCCUCCUGCUCCGUGCUGUUCCUGGGCUCGGUGGGCACCGAGGCCCUGACUGGGCCCCAGGCCGUGGCCAAGGCCGUGGGGUCCCUCCUGGAGGGGGCCUCGAGCGCGGGGGGGUCCCCGCGGCCCCCCCCCAGCCCCGUGCACUUCAAGGUGUCGGCAGGGAUCACCCUGACGGACCGGCAGCGCAAACUGUUUUUCCGCCGGCACUACCCCGUGAGCAGCGUCACCCACUGCGGCACCGACCCGCAGGAGCGCCGGUGGGCAAACCCCGACGGGACCACGGCCAGGAUUUUCGGGUUCGUGGCGAAGCAGGCGGGGGCGCCGGGGGGGGGCAACGCGUGCCACGUGUUCGCGGAGCUGGACCCCGAGCAGCCAGCGGGCGCCAUCGUCACCUUCGUCACCAAAGUGCUGCUGGGGACGCGGCACUGAGGGACACCGGGGACCGCCCCCGCACCCAAAAACCCCCCCGAGGCAGGGGGGGCUCGGGGGCACCCUCCAAACCCAGUGGGACUCCCCCCCCCCACGUUCACAGAGGUCCUGCUGGGGACACGACACUGAGGGACCCCCAAACCA